GAAAGUUUCGAUCUUUGAAAAAGUAAAAAAAAAAAAAAACGCAAGCGAAAAACUCUGAAGACGAAGAAGAAGAUUUACAAAAUCAAGAUCGUUCCAUACUGAAUCGAAUCGAAUUUCGGAGUUAUCAAUCCCAAUCGAAAAAAAGGAAAACUUUGGGAGCAAGGAAAACAAACUUGGUGACCAAAUGUCUGUUUAUGACCAAACCGGAACCGUUACAUCAUCAAAGAAGAGGAAAUCUAGGGCAAGAGCAGACGGUAAGACAGUGGCUGAUAGGUUAAAGCAGUGGAAAGAUCACAACGAUGGAGAGAAUAAACGGAGACGGAUAGUUCAUGCGAAGGGUUCGAAGAAAGGUUGUAUGAAGGGUAAAGGAGGGCCAGAGAAUACUAAGUGUAGUUUCAGAGGGGUGAGACAAAGGGUUUGGGGUAAAUGGGUUGCUGAGAUACGGGAACCUAAUAGAGGAAGUAGGCUUUGGCUUGGUACUUUUCCGACAGCUGAAGAAGCUGCUUGUGCUUAUGAUGAAGCUGCUAGGGUUAUGUAUGGGCCUUUGGCUAGGCUUAAUUUUCCUGGUUUUGAGUUUGCUAGCAGUUCGUGUCAGUCUGAGGUGUGUACUGUUGAGGAUAAGGUGGUGAUUGGUGGUGAUGUUUGUGUGAAGCAAGAGGAUGGUGAUUGUGAGUCUAGACCAGUUUGUGAGAUCUUAGAUGUUAAGGAAAGGUGUGUUGAUAGUAGGCUGCGGGAGAAGUGUGUGGAUGAACAUCGAGAUGUGAAUAGUAGGCUGAGUUCUUAUUUGCUGGAUGAGUUUGAGCAGGAUUAUCAGAGUAGAUUAACGAAGGUUUUAGAGAAACCAAAGGAGGAGGAGGAAGAAGAAGUGAUACAGCCGCAGCUGGAGCUGGAGCCGGAGCUUAGUGUUGCGGAUUAUGGUUGGCCUAGUGAUACGCAAAACGAGGAAUGUUUUUGGGAUCAAGAUGAUCUUUUUGAUGUUGAUGAACUUCUUGGUGAUCUGGAUGUAGACCUGUUAACCGAUUUUGAUUUAUCCCAAAACGGGAACCCGGAGCAGGUACACCCUGGUGGUAAUGAUUCACAUCCUUUUCAGCUGGAACCACACAAUGAUCCUUGUGAAGACCAGGUAAACCCUGGUAGUAAUGAUUCACAUCCUCUUGAUUUGGAGCAACACGAUGGUCAUGAGUUCUUGGACUUGGAUUUUCUGGAUCUUUGA
Messenger RNA from Eruca vesicaria subsp. sativa (arugula), 1213 nucleotides. The record is from the annotation of a GenBank genome assembly. NCBI's taxonomy places the organism in Eukaryota, Viridiplantae, Streptophyta, Magnoliopsida, Brassicales, Brassicaceae.